GGGGGUCGAUAUGGCCCAGCUGCAGGAGGCAACAACAACUACGAUCCCUAUAGCAGCAGACAAAGCAGCGGCAGUCGAGACAAGAUGAUUGUCGCACAUGGUGUGCUUGCUGCACUUGCCUUUGUCAUGUUUUUCCCCAUCGGAGCCAUCAUGAUUCGCCUGGGCUCCUUCCGCGGUGCAUGGCUCUUUCAUGGUCUGUUCCAAAUGUUCGCAUACAUUGUAUACAUUGUAGCAUUCGGAAUCGGCAUAUGGAUGAUCAACAGCUUCCCCGUAAAUCUACUUGAUAGAUACCAUCCGAUCAUUGGAAUCGUGGUUUUUGCCCUGCUGUUCUUCCAACCCAUCCUCGGAUUUAUUCAUCACCAUCAAUACAAACGGUACAGCCGACGAACUGUUUGGUCAUAUGGGCAUAUCUGGCUUGGUCGUAUUGCUAUCACGCUGGGUAUGAUCAACGGAGGACUUGGUAUGCUCCUUGCAAGAGAGGCACCUGCCUUUCUUGACUUUGUGCCUACUCGAGGUCAGGUCACUGCGUACAGUGUUAUCGCGGGCAUUAUGUGGUUACUUUGGAUCGUAGCCGUCGUUGUUGGGGAGAAGAGAAGAAGCAGGACCCAGAAGGAGCUCGCAAAAACAAACGAGAACGGCAUGCCACCUCCGUAUAAAGAGCACGAG
Messenger RNA from Dothidotthia symphoricarpi CBS 119687, 666 nucleotides. RefSeq lists its product as uncharacterized. The annotation marks the transcript as partial. The transcript has 2 exons. NCBI's taxonomy places the organism in Eukaryota, Fungi, Ascomycota, Dothideomycetes, Pleosporales, Dothidotthiaceae. The record is from RefSeq and is a predicted model, not a curated record.